Plectropomus leopardus (leopard coralgrouper) is the source of this 3242-nucleotide messenger RNA. Its product is annotated as PDZ domain-containing RING finger protein 4. Gene Ontology annotation, molecular function: protein binding. Lineage: Eukaryota; Metazoa; Chordata; Actinopteri; Perciformes; Serranidae. The record is from RefSeq and is a predicted model, not a curated record.
GUUCUACAACUGAGGUUAAAUUAUAGCUGAAUGUAUGAGAGCAGCAGGAAACCCAGGAUGACCCUGACCAGAGAGCAGAAGUGAGUCAGCAGGGUGAAGUUUUCAGACACUUCUCGCGUCCUGCGUCAGGUGGCGCAGCGCCUCAGCUCAGCGUGAGCUGCUCAGACCGGUCAAACUUUUUUGGUGCUUCCAUGUGCUCAGACCUGCAAAAUAACUUUGUCCCAACUCAUUUUCCUGCGCCAAACUAUGUGCGCUGAUUGCUCAACUCCCUGCGCGGAAAAGGAGCCAAUCUGUCAAGUUUUAACCGCAGGCGAGAUGGAGUCGCAAACUAAAGUACCGACGGCUCUCCGCGGUGAUGAAGGUGUUUGUAAGAAAGGAUGCGGGCUUCUGCUGUCCGGUGAACCGGAUCACUGCUGUAUGGACGCCCUCCGCACCGUCACCGACGCCCUGGAGGAGAGAAGCGCCGCUUUGGAGCACGAGACCCGGAUGGCGAGGCUCAGGUGGAACCGGAGGGAGCAGUCCCUGUUAGCUCAGGUGUCCACUCUGCAGAACGAGGCCCAGCUGGCGGCUCUAAAGUACCAAAGCAGACUGCAUCAGUACAUGCUGCACAUCAACAGCAUUGCAGAGCAGGUCACUGGCUACUACAAGAGAGACGUGAGGGCAGCUGCGGACAUGCAGAGCCAGAUAUCAGAUGAAGCAACAUGUGCAGAGGGAGAGCCACGGGAGCAGCUCCAAACACCUCAGCUGCCCAGUCACAGUGGAGGAGAGACAAACAGCCUACUGCAAAGACAAACCGUCACAUCUGAUGUGUACAAAUGUUUAACAACAACAGUGGAGGAGAAAUCUGUGAAUGGGAAGGAGUUGUCUAAGUCCAGCCAUGAGGAGACUGUGGAGGCCUUUCGUGCUGCCAAGGACCCCGUCGUGGUGCAGGUCAUCCGGCGGACCCCCAGCGGCCGCCCCCAUGGCCUCCCUCAGGAAAUCCAUGUGGUGGAUGUGUGCACUCAGACCGACAUCACCUUUGAACACAUCAUGGCGCUGGCAAAGCUCCGGCCCUCAACCCCUCCUGUGCCUGACGUCUGUCCCUUCCUGCUCUCUGACAGCUGUCAUUCUCUUCAUACAAUGGACCAGGAUUACUAUGAAGGGACAGACUACCUCUCCCCUGUUCCAGCUGAUGGAGAGAGGACGGAGGAAUUCGAGUAUGAGGAAGUGGAAUUGUGUCGACUUAACAGCCAAGAGAAGUUGGGGCUAACUCUGUGCUACAGAACAGAUGAAGAGGAGGAUGUGGCCAUCUAUGUCAGUGAGAUCAGUCCAAACAGCAUUGCUGCUAGAGAUGGACGCAUUCGAGAGGGGGAUCGCAUUUUACAGAUUAAUGGCCAAGAUGUACAAGACAGAGAGGAAGCAAUGGCUGCACUCUCCAGUGAUGAGAGCAGGAACAUCGUACUGCUGGUUGCCAGACCUGAGAUGCAGCUGGAGGAGGCCUGGCUGGAUGAUGAGCACAGUGAAUUCCUGGAGCAGUUGAAGAUGGAAAUGUUGGAGGAGCAGCAGAGGGAGGAGAUGGAAUUGGCUGCCUUACAGGAGGAACAGGAGAAUGAGCAGAGAGUGGACGAUGACAGGCCCACCUGUUCCACACUCCCCCAUCAUAAGGAUAGUGUACUGAGUAGAAAAGACAGAAUGGAGAGCUCAGAGCAUAAUGUCUUGGCACACAUCCAGAGACGUUUGUCCCAGUGCCUAAGAGACAAUCGGGACACACACCAUACCACCAGCUCCACACGGCUGGAGGACAAAGAGGAUGAGGAUGAUGAUGAGAUGGAGGGUGAUCGUUUCCAGCAGCUCCUGGAGCUGAAGUGUCAGAUACGUAACAGCGGUGAGUACGACCUGUUCUACAGCCGCCGCAGCACUAUUGAGUGCAGCAUGGGGGAGCAGGGUGGAGUACAGCAUGAGCUACGAAUGCUCAACGAAGAGCUGCGCAGCAUCGAACUUGAAUGUCAGAACAUCAUGCAGGCCCAUAACCUUCGUAAGAGCCAGCAGUCUUCCUCCAUGGGCCACUCUGCACCCUCAUCCAAAAACCAAAGCCCCCAUCGAAGUGACCCUACAAAAAGUAAGCUGGCUGACAUAAAUGAAAGGCUUGAAAAAUCAGACAAGGACAGCUCUAGUGCCUACAACACGGCAGAGAGUUCACGGAGCACCCCUCUGGCAAUGGACCGCUCCCCAGAGCACUCACUCCAGAGGAUGGUUAGUCUCACCAACCAGAGAAACCUCUGCAGUGGCCUUGCCACUGGCCCCUUACUUAGCCCAAGCCCCGUCCCAGCAUGCCGUGCUUCAGUCCCAGGGAAAAGCAGCAGCCCCGACCACAGCAGCCGUUCUCAAUCGAACCAGACAACUCAGGCUGAGGAGGAGAGCAGAGGGAAAUUAAAACAACUUGCUUCCCAGAUUCCUUACUUCUCUCCAUCCCACAGUUCCCAGCAGAGGCAGGUCAACAUCCCAGCUCAUGCACGCCACUACCAGAGCUACAUGCAGCUGAUCCAGCAGCGCUCAGCUGUGGAGUAUGCUCAGAGCCAGCUCAGCCUGCUCAGUGUCUGCAAAGAGCCUCAGAGGCCCAUUAAUGAGCCCAAGAUGGAGUGGAAGGUCAAGAUCCGCAGUGAUGGUACACGCUACAUCACCAAGAGGCCUGUGAGAGACAAGAUCCUGAGGGAGCGAGCCCUAAAGAUUAAAGAAGAACGUAGUGGGGGGAUGACCACAGAUGAUGAUGCAAUGAGUGAAAUGAAGAUGGGGAGGUACUGGAGUAAAGAGGAGAGAAAGCAACACCUGGUCAGAGCAAAAGAACAGAGGAAAAGACGCGAGUUCAUGCAGCGUAGUCGGCUGGAAAGCUUGAAAGAGAACCCUCAGAGCAGUAGUGAGGGUCGCAAGGAAGUCAGCAUUAUAGAGCUCAGCCAGAAGAAGAUGAUGAAGAAACGCAACAAAAAGAUCCUGGACAACUGGAUGACCAUCCAGGAGCUGAUGACUCAUGGUACUAAGGCCCCUGAGGGAGCCAAGGUGCACAACGCCUUCCUAUCAGUCACUACUGUAUAAAAAAAACACACACAUUCUACCCCAUGCGGUAUAAUAUACUUGCCUCGUUCAAUGUGGCGUUUUUAUGAGGACAAUAGGAAUAUUUUUCACACUUUGUAACCCAAAAAGCAUUUUGUAAAGAAUUUAUCAGCGGUAUCACAGCAUUUUCUUCAUGUUUUUCAGUAUUGUUUUUC